Molecule: messenger RNA, 6627 nt
Organism: Oncorhynchus nerka (sockeye salmon)
Lineage: Eukaryota; Metazoa; Chordata; Actinopteri; Salmoniformes; Salmonidae
Gene: pparab
Product: peroxisome proliferator-activated receptor alpha b
Exons: 7
Coding region: 219-1613 (464 amino acids)
Biological process (GO): negative regulation of cholesterol storage; cell differentiation; negative regulation of inflammatory response
Cellular component (GO): nucleus
Molecular function (GO): nuclear receptor activity; DNA-binding transcription repressor activity, RNA polymerase II-specific; RNA polymerase II cis-regulatory region sequence-specific DNA binding
Source: RefSeq, a predicted model, not a curated record
CUGUGUGGUGGGGAAUUUUGACAGCGACAGCGUUGUUUAGGAGACAAACAAGGACGUGUUGAAGGGGACUAUUUUUCUCUCCUCGUUCCUCCCGAUCUCGCACUGACAGUUUCUCAACGCACCUAGAUUUCUGACGAUAUGGCGGCUUCAGAUCGGGCUGUCUACUGUAAGUCUGAUGAGUAAUCCCCCCCCUGGUCCUGUCCUCCAUUGUGGUCGACAUGGCGAGCCACUACCGGCCGCCGUCCCCCCUGGAGGAUUCGGUGCUGGGCAGCCCGGUGUGUGGGGACUUCCUUGGGGGCAUGGAGGAGCUGCAGGACAUCCCCCAGUCCAUCGACGGUGACGCCCUCAGCUCCUUGGACGUCCCUGAGUACCAGUCCCAGUCGAGUAACGGCUCUGAAGGAUCCACCGUUCUAGAUGCUCUGACCCCAGCAUCCAGCCCGUCGUCAGGGGGGUAUGGAGCGGCUGCAGGGCUGGAGGAGUUCUCCUCCACCUCUCUCAACCUGGAGUGUCGGGUGUGUGCCGACCGCGCCUCCGGAUACCACUACGGAGUUCACGCCUGUGAGGGCUGCAAGGGUUUCUUUCGGCGGACCAUCCGCCUGAAGCUGGAAUAUGACAAGUGUGAGCGUCGCUGUAAGAUACAGAAGAAGAACCGGAACAAGUGCCAAUACUGCCGCUUUCAGAAGUGCCUGUCUGUGGGCAUGUCUCACAAUGCGAUCCGUUUUGGUCGGAUGCCCCAGUCUGAGAAGCUGAAGCUGAAGGCAGAGAUCCUGACGGGUGACAGGGAGGUGGAGGACCCCCAGCAGGCCGACCAGAAGACUUUGGCCAGGCACAUUUAUGAGGCCUACCUCAAGAACUUCAACAUGAACAAGGCCAAAGCCCGCACCAUCCUCACUGGCAAGACGAGCACUCCACCCUUCGUCAUCCAUGACAUGGAGACCCUCCAGCUGGCAGAGCAGACCCUGGUGGCUAAGAUGGUGGGCACGGCCGGAGGCCAUCUCCUUGAGAAGGAGGCUGAGGUCCGCAUCUUCCACUGCUGCCAGUGCACCUCCGUAGAGACGGUCACAGAGCUAACCGAGUUCGCCAAGUCUGUCCCCGGCUUCUCCAGCCUGGACCUGAACGACCAGGUGACUCUGCUGAAGUACGGCGUGUACGAGGCACUGUUCGCCCUGCUGGCAUCGUGUAUGAACAAGGACGGCCUCCUGGUGGCCUACGGAUCGGGCUUCAUCACCAGGGAGUUCCUCAAGAGUCUGAGGAGGCCCUUCAGCGACAUGAUGGAGCCAAAGUUUCAGUUCGCCAUGAAGUUCAACGGGCUGGAGCUGGAUGACAGUGACCUGGCUCUGUUUGUGGCUGCCAUCAUCUGCUGUGGAGACCGCCCUGGCCUGGUGAACGUGACCCACAUCGAGUGCAUGCAGGAGAACAUUGUUCAGGUGCUGCAGCUCCACCUGCUGGCCAACCACCCAGACGACACCUUCCUCUUCCCCAAUCUGCUGCAGAAACUUGCCGACCUCCGUCAACUGGUCACCGAGCAUGCGCAGUUGGUCCAGGAGAUCAAGAAGACAGAGGACACGUCACUCCACCCCCUGCUGCAGGAGAUCUAUAGGGACAUGUACUGAGAUAUUGAGCCCAGGGAGAAGGGCUGGGGGCUGAGAACACACACCUCACCCUCUAUUUUGGGGACAUGUACUGAGCCUAGAAAAGAGGUGGUCUGCCAUUUUAGGGACGCAGGCGUGAACAGUCUAUCUGAACUGUCCCACGGUGAUAGGGUUGAACCACUGAACCCCCAGAUACAGGGUUGCUCGUGUUUCUCAGCAGCGAGAGUAUUGGUGUUUAUGAGGCCCAGACAUCACAGGACAAGACAGAACUACAGGACACUAUUCUGGGGCACCUGCAGGGUCCACUACUCCUACAUGGACCUCUAGGGCCAUAUUACGUGUGUGGAGGGGCAGUGUGGGGCUGAAUUGAGUCUCCUGUCCUAUCCUAGUGUUUAUCCGAGAACAUAUAUCGGGCUGGAGUACACAGAUCAAAUAAUACAUUUCUGUUUUGGGUAAGUAAGAUUCAGUCAGACUAUAACCGCCAGAAUCCCUGCUUAGGUACACGCUUAAAGGGGCCUGCACUGAGCCGUACUCCGGCACUAGAGUGAAGAACAGCAGAACUUACUCUUCAGAACACCACUUCAGCGGUAUGUUUAUAACUAUGCCUUUUUGUACCGAACGUGAGAGCGAGAGGAAAGAAUGAUAGUGAUGCCCACCUACUUUGCAGUAAAGACACCCAAGUGACUUCAAUGCCGACUACAGAUUUUAGAUGUGAGUGACUGUGUCUCACAGCAAGGCAGCUUUUUCAGUGAUUGGCUGUGCUCCCCCAGUGAAGUACAGAUGUAGGUUUUUUAUUUGAGAUGGUUUUGCUACAGCAGGAUAAUACUUCUGCAGCAACAGGAAAUGUGAAUCAUAAUUCAUGGACAUUUUCUGUCGGGGUUGAUACCUUUUCCGUUAGUGCCAAUCAAGUCUGAAAUGUAAAAGGAGAAAUUGCAAACGCUAGAAACCUUUUACCUUACACGUUUGCAUUUCCUGCUGUGCAGGAAAAUUCUCAGCGACUAAAAGAGUGAUUUAAGAUCCUACAUCUGUCAUGGGAUUGCAUGGUCAGUUUCCUAAUGCACCAUACUGUACCAGACCAUUGUCCCUCAGAUGCAGCUGCAGCGGCUCAAAAUCCAACUCACAGGACAAGUAAAUGUAACAGAUUGCUUCAUUCAUUUUGGGAAAGCUCUCCUGUGCCUUAUCAAAUUCUUUCACCUGCUUAGGCGAUAACAAAUCAUGUAUUAUCAAUGGGAUUCCUCUGAAAAAAAAACUAUAACUAUAAUUUAGCCAUUGAUUUAACAUGGUCAUGUUCACUUAUGUUAUCAUGGAUGAGGCUAAAGAUUUUCAGUAAUUGCUCCCUCUAUAUCUCUCUGAAUAUUCUGUCCUUUGCUAUUUUCGACGCAAGACCCACAGCCUCAGUUGGACAGACACACUCUUGGCCUCAACAGGCCUCCGUUGUUCCAACAUCAGUUUACUCUUCAGUCAUUCUACAGAGAAUUAUUCCCCAUGUGGUGUAUAGGGAUGGUUUUCACGUCCCUUCCCAUCCGUCUCAUUUUCCUCUCCUAUCUAGACCAAACUCUAACAGGGAGGCUUUGGUACGCAUUAUAUUCAUUUCAUAAAACCAAUGUGAAACUCAAUUAACUUUAACCGAUUUUUUUUCAGUACUUUCACAAACAAAGGCAAACAAACUACCAUGUCAAUAGUGUUUCCCCCACCCUUCAGAACAUGGCUCUAUCAGGACAUUUUGUUUGGAAGUAGUUUGAUUUUCUUCAUAAAACAGACAUUCAGAAAAGACCACUGUCAGAGAUUCACUAUGUAAAUGCACCCACAAUGCAACACUAAAGCACAAGUAUGCUUCCGAGAUGUGAUAUGAGUCUAUGUGGUAUACUGUACCUCCGUAAUUAUGCCUUUUUGAGAAAAAAACCCCACAUAUUUGGCACUCCAUCUUGUUUUGCGUUCUGGUAUUAAAGGUCUAAUCCGACGUUAAACUACAUUAAAACCUUAACACAUGCAGAUUGAGAGCAGGUUUACCACAUUUCAAGCAAUUUUAAGCAAUACCAGAAAGCCUGUUAUUUUACUCUCUCACUCAUAUUAUCACCCUCAUUACACAUAUCUGACUUACUCUCUUACUCAAUCAUCUCUCUCUCUCUCUCUUACUCUCUCUUCUCUCCCUUUCUUGCUCUCUCUCUGUCACAGUGCCUCGUUUGGCUUGGUCCUCUUUCUUGCCCCAUAGAUUGAGGGCCCGAAUCAAUCUGUAGCGUGGAAGAUCUGCGUUGCAGCUCGGAUGACAUUUAAAGUUCAUUUCCGAUAGAGCCGACAAAUGCAGCGUUUAGUGUGAAUGCAAUCUCUGCAAACGCGGUAACAUUGCCUUUAAAUGUUAGAUCUUCCGAGCCCUUAGGUUCAGGGAAUUAUGCUACACAACAAUAAUACUUUCUUUUGGAUUGAUGACAGAUGACCAUUGUUGCGCUCUCUUUUUCUUACAAACUAGAAUAGCACACCUUUCAACUCUAACUGGUAUAAUAUGGAGUGUCAACUAACCCAGCUCUCUCCGUGCUUUGAAAUAUUAAUGGAUGACAACUUACUUACUUACUUCUAACUUAAUGUUAGAAUCUAGUAGAGAUGACACACUAAAACUGCUUCAUCAAACCAGCCAUCGAUCCCUCACAGAGCUAAUGGGAAUGCUGCAAAAGCAUAAUGAAAUAAUCAUUCACGUGUGCAUGUUUUUCUGACGGAAGUACGUUCUUAAGUGCAUUUUCUGUGAGGGAAUGUUUUUUGUUCUUUGCUUACCGUACCAAAUUCUCAUCUGAAUCCAUAAAUCAAUGAUUUGGUUUCAUGUAAUGGACCUAGAUUCACUCGCUGCACCACAUUGUAUAAAUGCUUUGUACAUAGAUUCAGUGAUUAUGUGAUUGCUUGCCCCAACUAUAACUGGAGGUUUACAAGAUAUGAACUAAUAUUGGAUAUGUUUUGUAUUCCUCUUUGUCUGGUAAAUACUUUUCAAUGUUUUCAAUUGUACAGAAAUGCAGGUAUGUUUUUUGCUUAAAAGCCAAAUCCACACCAAAAAAUAUUUGGGUAUUUAUUUCAUUAGUCCACUGUUAAUACAGUCCCAAAAUGUAUUGCAUGUCAGCAGUCAAGUUUUUAAAAUAUAGGAUUUUCAGGAAGCAAAGUGUUUCGCAUCAUAUGAUGCAUUUUGUAUCAUUAUGAUGAUGUGGCAAGUGACACUUUGCUUCUUGGAAGUCCAAUAUCUUGGAAAUUUGACUGCCGACAUGGACUAAUGAAAAAAAGACCACAAUAUCGAUUUGGGGGGAUUUUUUCUUUUAAGCCCUACCUAAUUUGACCAUGUUAUAAUUGAGUUGGAUCUUAUUUUUAUACUAAAGCUAAAGCAUAUCUAUGAGUAGAUCGGAAAUUGUUCUGUUGAAGAGUGCAAUGUAAAUAGAGUAACUAAGAGUAACUAAGUAACUGGUGAUAUAACCAUAGAUUUGAUUCCCAAUGGGGACAUUCCUUUUGUUAAUUCCCACACUAUAGAGGGAGAGUUAACAUGUUAUGUACAGUGUGUGCUGUGCUUAGCUUUAGGGAUACUAAAAGCACUCAUAGUUAAUAUCAAGACUUGACCGCAAAACCUGCUAUGGGUUAUUGGCACUACUUUUUCACUAGACAACGUGAUCUGGAUAUAAUCUUUGUCUUGAACAGACAGAAGUAAAUAAUUAGCGUUAAGACUGGUAAUAAUACAGUACUUACAAGUCUCCUUCUACGUUGUCAUCUCAGGUUGAAGAUUAAAUAGUAGAGGAGAUGUUUAGCGCGUAGUUUCACGAUUCACAACAUAAAUGCUCCAUAAUUGCCUCUCCGUGUACUUCAAGCCAAGCGGUUUUGUCGUUUUUGUGGCCCUAUUAUAUCCCUUCUCUGUAUUGAUAAAUAUAUACGACAUUAUGCACUCAUAACUUGUCCACUUAGACACAAUGCACAGCGAUUUCAUAACAGUCAAAUGCAGUUGAAGAAAAAUACAGCAAUAAGAUGCAGUAUAUUGUUUAUUACCACGCUCCCAUUGUAUCAAGCUUUUUGCCUGCUUCCUUUCUCCUCCUCGCUCACUGCUAUGUUCUAACUUAACCAUAAUCAUGCCAUAUGUUAGAGGGCUGAAUUAUUUCAAGCUGCCUGUAGUGGUAGUUCUAUAGUAUGUAUUCCUCGGGAAUGUCAGGCCUCCAUAGAAUGCAACGAUGCUUUAAUCCACUGCCACCUGGAUCUAGAUUCUAGAAUCGCCAGGUGAACUGAACACAUUAGUGAUUAAACACAACCCGUGCCUUAACCCACGCCAUACAACAUUAGACACAAUACAGUAUAGCCCUAAAGAUGCACACAGGUCUGUGUCACCAAGGUGCUGGUAUGGAUGUGACACUACACAGUACAGAGAUACACAAAGAGAGGAUAUGACAUAGUGACAGAAUUAGGGAAGGUAUCAGAAUUGUGAUAGGCAGACGGAUUAUUGUUGAAUCUGUGGAACACAAUGACUGUUUGGAAUCACGAUCUUCCAAAUGAGAGAGAUCUCUGUCUUGCAAUAGUGAAAAUACAAACAAGGUAAUAUAAUGGUUCAAAUACUAGAGAUUUCUGCUACCCUUAGUGACGUAUAUUAUUUUGUGUUGAAUUGUCAAGCAACUUUUGACAAGUAUCAGGGAAAAUGUUGUCUUCCUUAGGUUGUCGUAGUUUAGGACAUAGAGGGGGACUCUUCUUCUUGUUGAGUUUAUAGGGCACUGCCAUACAGCACACAAAUAAUAGUAGCAAUAAUAAUAACAAAUAAAUAAAACUACAUAGAAAUGACGAGGGCAUCAGAUAUAGGAAAUACGAUUUUGAUUCUGUAUUCAUUUACUAAAUGUCAUGGAGUUGAUGCAGUGUUUUUAUGGCUAGUGUCAUGCACAGAUACCGGAGAUGAUCUUUAGAGGUUUAUGUGUACUGUGGCUUUGUAUCAAUACUGUAAAUGUUUGACAAAUGUACUGUAUAUCUUAGUCAUUUAAACAAUAAACAAGUUGACUUUGAAUGGACUUUAAAAUAAAAUGAUUUUAAAAUCCAA